This is a messenger RNA of Xyrichtys novacula (pearly razorfish), 2617 nucleotides long. Lineage: Eukaryota; Metazoa; Chordata; Actinopteri; Labriformes; Labridae. The record is from the annotation of a GenBank genome assembly.
AUGACCAUUUUCUGUUUGUUUGUGAUGGAAAAACAAAUGCUGAUGUCAGCUAUCUUUCGUUAUUUUCGCACCGUUUUCUUGCUGCUGCUGCUGUUCCUCUGCUGCUCCCCGCUGGUUGGAUCUUCUCUGGGCGCCUCCAGUUCGCUUCACAACCUGGGUGACUGGACGUACCCGUUCGGCAGCAUCUUCUCUCCUCUGCUCAAAGCCCUGUCAGAGCACGGAAGAUCAAAGUGGAGCCCAGACCUGAGGAGAAAAUUGAAACCUGAACAUAAGUACAUCAAAUACCUGACGGAGGUUUACAAGGACUCUCCCAGAGUGCAGAGGAGUUUGGACGGAAGUAAAAUCUACAACACAGUCCGGCUAAUCAAACCACAAGAUGAAUGUCGAGCACAAAGUCAUAGAGGUGAGCAACUGGAGCACUCUAAUAAAACAACGAUACACACAAUGUCAUAUACCUGACAGUCACUCAAUGGCAACUUAAAGGUCAACACUGGCAAAAAUACACCCCAAGAAAAAGCAGCUUAGGUCAAUGCCAGGAAAGGAUUAACUCACAGACCUAUCUUUUCUCUUUCAAUAACAGGUGUGUCUCAGUAAAUAAGAAUGGCAUAGAAAAAGUUUACACUUAUUUAAAAAAGCAAAAAUGUAAUAUAUACUAGCCUGAUUAUAUGUAAUCUAACCCUGUAAUGUCUGAAACCACAAAUUACGGCCAGAAAAUUCACAAUUUUUUUUAGCUGAAAUGUUUAUUUCACUUACUACUGAAAACCAAAAAAAAAUCAAAAUGUCCUUAAAAUUUAACAAUUAUAUUUAUUUAUCUCAUUUGAUACUUUAAAUGUUUUUGGAAACUGAAAUUUACAAGAGGACAUUUUUUUAUCAUUUAUCGGACUGUAUUCAGGUGUUUUUUUUUUUAGUAAUUUGUUGAUCAUAUUGAUUGAUAAAAGUAUUAUAAAAGUAUGUAUCAAAUAUGAUACAAAAGGCAAUAAAGGGCUAAAAUUUUUGAAGAUUUUUUCCAGUUUUUUUUAUCAUGACUAAUAGUUCAAAAGUGUAAUGCAUCACAAUAUUUGAACAUUUCAUUUUGCCUGAGUGGAUUUCUAUUCAUACAGAAUAAAUACCACAAAUCUCUGUCUACAUCCCUGGGUUGAUCAGAAAUUAGGUAUAAAAUGUUGAUAAGAAACAGGAUUUGAUAGUUUGCAUAUCAUUUAAAAAUCAAUAUUAAUAGGAAAUAGUGGACAAUCAACAAAUCAAAUGUUGAAAUAAAAACUAUUAUUUGAUGAAAACUGUGAUCUUCUUACAUUAAUUGAAACAGUCAGAACAGGAGUACAAAAUACUUAAAAUUCUGAGUUAUAGAGAAAAGACUUGGAGUGUUUACAUUAAUUUUCAAACCCAUAAUUAACAUGACUGGGUAUAAAGGGCCCUCCAGAGAGGCUCAGUCCUAAAGGAGUAUGGAUGAGAAGAGGGAGUAUGCUACAGAUGGUCAUUGCUGAAAAGGCUGGUUGCUUCCAGAGUGAUCAUAGCGUAUUAAUGGAAAAUUGUCUGGAACUUUGCGUUGUCGCACACAGAUCAAUAGUUCUACAAGGUGUUUUUCAGGUUAUUGUAAUGAUCACAUAUUAUUUUUGUGUUACUUGACUCCUCAGGCCAUGGUGACAUUGUGGCUUGUGUUUUCUCGUAUUUCCCUUCAGAAAGUUACAUGCAGGAUCUUUCAUACAGUCUCGAUCAAGUAAGGAAAAAAGAACAGCUUCUGAAGGCAACCCUGCUGUACAGUUUAGACCAAGACCAUGCAUCUCCUGUCGACUCGGUGUGCUAUCUGACUGUCAAGGAACAGGAGCUUUCUGACCAGUGCCAGCUGUGUCCUGCAGCCCGCCUCACCGUCAACUUCACGACUAGCUCAAACAUGAGGAGUGGGAGAAACUGGGUGGAGGCAGAUGUCACCCCGUUUCUCCAGCCUCUCCUACAGUUCAAGAAAAAGACCAUACACCUCCUCAUCAACAUCACUUGCCCAGAGGGAUCAAAAGCCAGAGAUGAAGGGCGCAAAGGUCCGCCACAGUUCAAUCUAAGGUCACCUCUUCUGCUUCUGUACCUCAAUGACACCAGCAGCAUUGCCCACCAGAGGUUACCGGUCAGUGCCAAAGCAGGUCACGAGUCAAUCAGUGCAGCUAACAGUGUUCAUAAGCAGAGAGGUUUGAAACCAGAGCAGAGGAUCGGCUGGAAGAGAAGAUGGAGAAGAGCAUCUCCAAAGAACAAAAGAGGUGAUAAAAGUGGAGAUUACCACCUGCCUGAGCUUCUCCCAAGUUCCGAAUUCCCUACCAGUGACUGUGCCUUGUACGAUUUCAGGGUGCGGUUUAGUCAGCUCAAACUGGAUCAGUGGAUUGUUUUUCCACCAAAGUACAACCCCAGGUACUGCAGAGGCAUCUGCCCAAACACUGUGGGCUUCAUCUACGGCUCCCCUCUCCACACAGUGGUGCAGAACCUCAUCUAUGAAAAACUGGAUUCCUCUGUGCCCAGGCCCUCAUGCAUCCCCUCCCACUACAGCCCCCUUAGUGUCAUGAUCUUUGAAAAGGACGGCUCUUAUGUCUACAAAGAAAUUAAAGACAUGGUGGCCACCAGGUGCACGUGUCGUUAA